CGAUGCCACGAGUGCCGCCCCCGCAGGGUAGUUGAGGACCCCCGGAAGGGCCUUCCGGAGUCUCGAGAGUUACCCCACUAGUGACAGGGAUGAUUGCCGCCCUUGGACUGGGUCCCCACGUCAGCAGGUGAUUUGGAGGUUGAAAUCUGUCGUUUACCUCCAGCCCUUGUCCCUGACUCAGACGAUAUGGACACAGUAUGGCCCCAGUCAACCGGCACACCUCAAAAGGAAGACUUGUAUUGUCGAUAUUUUGCCUUCAAACGCUCUAUAUCCAAUUUAUUAUUGGCUGCUAUCAGACGUUCGUGAGUAGACCUGGAGGUCCCAUGAACGGUACAUUCACAGGACCGAUCUUCACCAAUCCCAGGGGGCUGACAGUGAGCUGCGUGUACACGUUCCUAGGUGGUCCAGGACAACGGGUCCAGAUCACCUUCGAUUCCUUCCGUUUAAGAGGCACACCUCCAGAUGGAGCAGCAGUUGGGGAUCUCCCUACAUGUGUCCACGAGUACAUGGACAUCUAUUCCGAGGUGACCCAGCCGGAUCUGGCUGAACUGGUCAGUUCACCCUUCGGCGGACGGUACUGCGGUCCCAUCCCACCCAGGACGAGGGUCUCGUUGUACCGGGCGCUGGCCUUCUCUUUCCAUUCGGAUAAAAACGCCUCCAUGCCUGAAGUCUUCACCGGAAGAUACGCCUUUAUCAACGACUCUGAGUACGAGGUGGGUACUCCAACUGGUGCUGGUCCUUGUAAUUUCCUAGUAAAAGGUGCUGCCAAACAUACAGGGAGCAUAGUGUCUCCCACGUACCCCGGAGCCUAUCCGAAGAGUCUUUCCUGCUCUUACCAGUUCCUGGGGGCACCCGGUGAACGUAUUCGACUGGAAUUUAGGGAUUUCGACUUGUUUUAUGGUGGACAGCACUGCCCAUUUGAUUAUGUAAGGGUACACGACGGCCCAGACAAUUCUUCGGGUAUCAUCGGUACUUACUGCGGCCAACAACGUAACCUGGUGGUUUAUUCGUCGGAGUCGUCACUGUACGUCACUUUCGUCACCCUCAGACGCACUGCCAAUACACAAAAUAGAGGGUUUAAAGGGAUAUUCGAGUUUUCUAAUUCUUUUACAAAAUUAGAUUUUAUAAGCAAAAACGAUGGAGAACACAUACGAGGCACGGAAUGCGAUCAGAGAAUUUUCAGCAAAAAGGAAUCGAACGGUUUCGUCUACAGUCCCAACUAUCCGUUCCCCUACAUGCCCAAACUGGUGUGUAGGUAUUUCAUCUACGGGAUGCAGAACGCCCAGUACUUGGAAAGGGUUCGACUAGAAUUCCUCAUGUUCGAAAUACCCAAAGGUAGCAGAGGAGAUUGUUCUGAUGGUUAUCUGAAAAUAUACCUCAAAGGCCAAGAAACUAUGGACGCGUAUGACAAAUUCGACCACGAAUUGUGCGGAGAUGUGGCUGAACCACUCAGCAUGGUAUCUGAUGGUCCGAGAUUAUUGAUGGUUUUCAGUUCGGGCGAACUGAUGGGUAGAGGAUUUAAAGCCAACUACACAUUUGAGACUGAAUAUCGAAUUCCUGGUACUGCCGCCCCGGAUGGUACUUGUACCUUCACCUACCGCAGUACCUCGAAGAAGAAAGGCGAAUUCAACUCGCCCCGAUAUCCCACAAACUAUCCCAGUUUUACCAACUGCACUUAUCACUUCCUAGCCACAGAUAACGAACAAGUCACUUUGGUUUUUGAUAAUUUCAAAAUCAGGGCUGAUAACGUAAAUACUACCGUCGGAGCCUAUGGUGCUGAGUUAUGUCAAGAAGACUGGUUAGAAAUCUACAACGUCUAUAGAGACGGUACGGAGAUAAUAGUCGGAAGGUACUGUCAUAUGUCAGCUCCAGGUCCCGUAGAAUCCAACAGAGGAGCUGUGGGACUCAAGGUCAUACUACACUCCGACGAAGCCAACGUUUCCAGCGGUUUCAAGGCUAGGUACAGUUUCGAAGUGGCCAAAUCCAUCUUUGGAGAUUGUGGAGCAAAUGUGAGUAGUUCAGAUAGUGGUCAGAUACUUAGUCCAAACUAUCCGAAGAACUAUGAUGCUCCCAAGUCGAGUCAGGCAUCUAAAAGCUGUCACUGGUACAUCAGCGUACGACCAGGCCACAGGAUUCUAAUAAUUUUCGAUAAGUUUGCUAUUGAAGGAGAACCGAGCGGGAGGGGAUGUUCAGCGGCAGUUUUGAGGUUAUGGACUGACAUCGCAGCACCUAGCAAAGAGCUAUGCGGUGAAAAGCCUCUCAAAGAGAAAUGGCAGUAUGUUUCGACUUCUAACCAGAUGAGAUUAAGCUUUAUAACUGCGGAUAAGGCUGUGGGGUACGCAGGGUUUAAAGCCGUAUGGACCGAGGUACUUAACGGACCUUCCUGCGAUGAGUUCCAGUGCGAGAUAUCCCUGUUUUGUAUACCGUUUCACCUCAAGUGCAACCAGAUACCGAAUUGCGGAGUUGACGAUGACUCCGACGAAAAAGACUGUCUGCCAGCCGAAGAACCUCAAAAUCCCUUUCGGAUGUCCUGGGUGGUUAUCAUGGGCGCCAUUUUGUUAAUUCUGAUCAUCCUCUGCGUCAGCUGUCAGCGGAAAAGACGCAGGCGCAGAGAGAGGGAACGGGCGAUGCGUCGCAGCAUCCACAUACCAGUAGCCAUUCCAGGUACAUCCAGACAACAGGUGCCCCAUUUCUGCGACGAGCUAGGCGAGCGGUUCGCGUCCGUCGACAGCGUCUGAUGACGGCUGUCGUCGCCGCGGGCGAAACGCUGGCUGUGGCGCUGCCUCCGCGAGGCCUCGCGACCCUACUAUCGCCUGCCGAAGACGACCGAUUGGAUAGCCGAACGCGUACGAUCGUAAACGAGUAAGCGGCCAAUCGGGUUCGAUCGCGUUUCUUAAGCCAGGUUCACAA
Molecule: messenger RNA, 2910 nt
Organism: Sitophilus oryzae (rice weevil)
Lineage: Eukaryota; Metazoa; Arthropoda; Insecta; Coleoptera; Curculionidae
Product: tolloid-like protein 2
Exons: 17
Coding region: 198-2738 (846 amino acids)
Cellular component (GO): plasma membrane
Molecular function (GO): protein binding
Source: RefSeq, a predicted model, not a curated record